This is a messenger RNA of Hyaena hyaena (striped hyena), 3269 nucleotides long. It is a transcript of the gene TBXA2R, whose product is annotated as thromboxane A2 receptor. Gene Ontology annotation, biological process: inflammatory response; positive regulation of cytosolic calcium ion concentration; adenylate cyclase-activating G protein-coupled receptor signaling pathway. Lineage: Eukaryota; Metazoa; Chordata; Mammalia; Carnivora; Hyaenidae. Gene Ontology annotation, cellular component: plasma membrane. Gene Ontology annotation, molecular function: thromboxane A2 receptor activity. Bases 1808 to 2839 code for a protein of 343 amino acids. The transcript is spliced from 4 exons. The record is from RefSeq and is a predicted model, not a curated record.
CUCAAAGUUGUCCUGCCAUAUGGGCUGGGACUCAGCAUUGCACUUGAGCAGGGUCGGAGGGAAGGUCGGAGAGCAGGCAGGGACCCCCUACCAAGGAGGAUUAGUUAGAGUUAAUGGGCUAACUGCCUCUGGCCUCGGACCAUAGGAUAGGGCAGGGGAGGGGCCUUCUGGAAGGUUGCUGGGUGUGAGUGAAGGCUUGGAGGCCGGAAGGAUGGUGGGAGAGCAGCGGAGCCGUUGUCCUCACUCAAGCCCGACCUCAGGCCUCGCUCCCAGACACCCAAGCUCUGGGUGGGGCAGGGUCAAGGCCAAACCAGCCGGUCCUGGCCCACUCCGGGCCCUGACGCGGGCCCAGCGAGGGUGACCCCUCCACGCAGCCCCGAGGCCCAUCCCCCAGCCCGCGGGCGCCCUGCCCCCCCAAAGACUGACUAGCACAGUGUACCUCCAGCCUGGUCACCCUCUGCCUUUGUGGCUGCGGAGACCCUGGCCCAGAGCCCUGGGUCCGGGGGUCUUCAAGGAAGUGGACCCUGCCUGGGAGCCCCCUGCCAAGCUCUGCUUGCUGUUCCUGGCCUCCCCCUCCAUCUCCCACGGGGGCUGGCCCUGCUCUGGCUUCACUGCCACCUCCUGGCCUGGUCCUCACGGGCCCCUCCCCUGGAAUGUGAGGACCCACCCGGCCCACCGACCUGCUCCAGGAAAGCCUGUCUCGGCAGGAUCCCCCCAACAAACAGGCCCUGCGUGGAUUAGGUACCUACUGUGUGCCAGGCCCACCCAGCCCCACCAGGUUCACGAACUUAGAGCUCUGGGCCCCUCGGGGCCUGAUUCGGCCUGGGGUAGGGGGGCGGCCCCUCCCGAUCUUGGGUGCUGCCCAGAUGGUGAAUAAUGUGAGGAUUGGCGGCAGGAGCGCAGAGGGGCCUGGCUAGGGGCGGGCCCAGGCUACAGUCUCCCGAGAGGGCCCCGGCCACCGCAUCCCUGUGCCUACGCCCAGGGGGCCGAGCAGGGUCCCCGGCCGUCUGGGGGGCGCCCACUGACCCCCAUCGGCCAGCCCAGGCCGGAGGGGCGUGGCCAGCGCCAGGGGGAGGGGCCGGGAAGAGACGCAGGAGACACACGCAGGGACCGGCAGGGCGCGGGCUGCUGCGCGGAGCCCCCGUCCUGGGCUAUUUUUAGCCCCCGCGGACCCCGCUCCCAGGCGGGGAGGACUCGUCGCCCCUCCUGCAGCCCUGAGGUCCUCGCGCACCCCGGCGUCCUGAGCCGCCGCGUCCUCCAGCCGUGCCCUGCGGAGACGGGGCCGCGCCGGAGUCCUCGGUGCAUCCCGCGCCCGGCCUUGACUCGGUUGCCCCGGGCGCCCCGGCCCCCCUGCUCCCCGCUCCGCCCUCCCCGGCCUGAGCCCUUCACCCGCACGUCCGCCCUCGGGGCUGUGCGACAGGGGCGACCCCAGCGCGUGCCACCGAUCAGCAGCGUGUCCAGUGUGGCAGCAAAGGGUGACGUUGUUGGUCACCUAGAUGGCCCUCAGAGCCCUUAGCAAACGUGCUGGGGCCGCCCCAGGAGCGCAGGAGGCUCAGCGGGCGGGGGCACAGCUGAGGCGGAGGCCGGAGGGGAGCAGGUCAGGCCCGGAAAUCAGCCAGAACGGCAGCAGGAGACUCAUGUCCCGGUUUCACAGAGGGGGACACUGAGGCACUGCUGACCGCCAGCGCAGGACUCCAGGGAGCCCGUCAGAGGUGUGCCUGAGCCUGCGCCGGCUGUCCCCACCAGCUGUCCCCACUGCAGCCUCGGCCCCAUGGGGUGGUGACCCUCUCCGCUCCACUCUGGCGCCAUGUGGCCCAAUGGCAGCUCUCCGGGGCCCUGUUUCCGGCCGACCAACAUCACCCUGGAGGAGCGGCGGCUGAUCGCCUCGCCCUGGUUUGCCGCCUCCUUCUGCUUGGUGGGCCUGGCGUCCAACCUGCUGGCCCUGAGCGUGCUGGCGGGGGCGCGGCAGGGGGGCUCGCACGCCCGCUCCUCCUUCCUCACCUUCCUCUGCGGCCUGGUCCUCACCGACUUCAUGGGGCUGCUGGUCACCGGCGUGAUCGUGGUGUCCCAGCACGCUAUCCUCUUCGACUGGCGCGCCGUGGACCCCGGCUGCCGCCUCUGCCAGUUCAUGGGCGUCAUCAUGGUCUUCUUCGGCCUCUGCCCGCUGUGGCUGGGCACCGCCAUGGCCUCGGAGCGCUACCUGGGGAUCACCCGGCCCUUCUCGCGGCCCGCGGCCGCCUCCCAGCGCCGCGCCUGGGCCACGGUGGGGCUGGUGUGGGGCUCGGCGCUGGCGCUGGGCCUGCUGCCCCUGCUCGGCGUGGGCCGCUACACGGUGCAGUACCCCGGCUCCUGGUGCUUCCUCACGCUCGGCGCCCAGCCGGGGGACGUGGCCUUCGGCCUGCUGUUCUCGCUCCUUGGCAGCUUCUCGGUGGGACUGUCCUUCCUGCUCAACACCGUCAGCGUGGCCACUCUGUGCCACGUCUACCACGGGCAGGAGGCCGCCCAGCAGCGCCCACGGGACUGCGAGGUCGAGAUGAUGGCUCAGCUCACGGGCAUCAUGGUGGUGGCCAGUAUCUGCUGGAUGCCGCUGCUGGUGUUCAUCGCCCAGACGGUGCUGCGCAGCCCGCCCGCCAUGAGCCCGACGGGACAGCUGUCCCGAGCCACAGAGCAACAGCUGCUCAUCUACCUGCGCGUGGCCACCUGGAACCAGAUCCUGGACCCCUGGGUGUACAUCCUGUUCCGCCGGGCCGUGAUCCGGCGCCUCCACCCUCGCCUCAGCGCCCGGCCCAGGUCGCUGUCCCUGCAGCCCCAGCUCACCCGGAGGCCCACGGGGCAGUAGGGCCGAGGGCGCCGGGCGGACAGGGCGCCGAGCCAGCGUGUGUCCCUCACGGAACCUCUGUCCUCCCCGGGGGUCACGGAGCUGGGGCGUCGGAGGGACCGACACGUGACCGGCAGGAGGGCGGGCUCCCUGCCCUCCAUCAGCCCUGGGGACCCCCUGACUCCUCCCUGAGCCCCUUGCCCCUCCCCCUCCCCCUCCCAGGAAGGGUGGGCGGGCAUGCGGGGGGGGGGGGGUCUGAGGAAAUCAGACUUGGCAGCCUCCACUUCCAGAAAUCCUCUGGAAAGGGGGGACUCUUGGGCCCCUGACUGUGACCUGCUUACUGGGGUACAGUUGAUUCCCUUUGACGCCUCGACCCGAAGAAGCUGUGUUUGGAAAAUAUGAACAGGCAAGACGCCCCCUCCCCUUGCCGAAAUAUAUCUUAGCCCCACCA